AACAGAGAAAUGGAACCGCAGGAAGGAAGGAAAGGAAUACCAUCUCUGCUGUCCUCACAGGGGGAGUGCAUCGCCACCAACAUCACGCAGCUCAUUGGUUGGACACCACUGAUAGAACUGAGAAACAUCGCUGAGAAAGAUGGCAUAGGUGCUCGGCUGAUUGGGAAGAUUGAGCCAUACCAACCCCUUUCCUCUGUGAAGGACCGGAGUGCUCUCAGAUUGAUUGAAGAUGCAGAGGAGAAAGGCUUGAUCACACCUGGCAUCACAACGCUGCUGGGGGUCACGAGUGGUAAUCUCGGCAUCGGCGUGGCGUUCAUUGCUGCUCAGAAAGGAUACAAGUUCAUCGCCCUCAUGCCUGCUAAACUCUCGCUUGAUAAGCAGAUACUGAUGCGAUACCUUGGCGUAGAAGUGGUAUUAGUUGAUGCUGUACAGCAUGGAUUCAAAGCUUUACUUGAUAGGGUAGAACAGAUGAAGAAGGAUGUGGAAGAUGUGUAUGUUCUAGAUCAAUUCACCAAUCCUGCAAAUCCCGAUGCCCACUUCAGAUGGACAGGACCUGAGAUAUGGAAAGAUACAGCAGGCAAAGUGGACAUAUUUAUAGCUGCUUCAGGUUCAGGAGGCACCAUCACAGGCGUGGGGAGGUAUCUCAAGACGAAGAACCCAUCUGUAAAAUUAAUAUGCGUUGAACCAGCUGAAAGUCCAGUGAUUUCAGAUGGCGAGCCAGCCUUCCACAACAUCCUAGGAAUAGGGCCAGGUUUUGUCCCAGAAAUACUGGAUAGAUCCCAGAUAGAUGAAAUUGUAACAGUAACUACUCAAGAAGCUAUGGACAUGGCUAGAAGGUUGGCAAGGGAAGAAGGGUUGCUUGUUGGCAUAUCUUCAGGCGCAAAUGCAGCCGCCUGCUUAAAGGUUGCAUCAAGAGAGGAGAACAGGGGAAAGAUGAUUGUGACAAUGUUUUCCAGUGGUGCAGAGAGGUAUCUGAAUUCAGAGCUCUUUGCGCAGGUGAAGGAAGAGUGCGUCAACAUCAACAUGACCUUCUGAUGUUCAGCUCGAGGCAAUGACAGCUUAGGGAUGAUCCAGAAGUGUAGUCUUAUCAUAAUACCAGAUACUGUUUAAUAAUUAAGAGAUGAAACAAAACACACUAGUGUCAUAAGUACAAACCAUAUGGUUGCAGGUUACAGAGGAUAGCGGUAUUUUAUUGGGUGUUUGGUUUGAGGAAUCACCUCAAACACACUAUGGUUGAUCCAUCAAGAGCCCUCAUUUUGUACUAGCCUUACGCUUGUAUGAAGGAUGACAUGGUGAUAUAGACCAACCCAUUGCAUUCCUCGAAGUGAGUUAAGUUCAGAGCUAGAAUCUGAUGGUCCA
Messenger RNA from Triticum aestivum (bread wheat), 1359 nucleotides. RefSeq names its product cysteine synthase. Lineage: Eukaryota; Viridiplantae; Streptophyta; Magnoliopsida; Poales; Poaceae. Bases 10 to 1035 code for a protein of 341 amino acids. The record is from RefSeq and is a predicted model, not a curated record. Gene Ontology annotation, molecular function: cysteine synthase activity. The transcript has 8 exons.